Psilocybe cubensis is the source of this 2043-nucleotide messenger RNA. RefSeq lists its product as uncharacterized. The transcript is spliced from 22 exons. The record is from RefSeq and is a predicted model, not a curated record. Gene Ontology annotation, molecular function: NAD+ poly-ADP-ribosyltransferase activity. The coding region runs from base 1 to 2043 and encodes 680 amino acids. NCBI's taxonomy places the organism in Eukaryota, Fungi, Basidiomycota, Agaricomycetes, Agaricales, Agrocybaceae.
AUGCCUCCCAGAAAAAAAGCGACGGCUGACGACGCAGUCCCGGCUCCUACUCGUUCGAGCUCAAGAAUCAAGGCGGCUACGAACUCUCAACCGGCUGGCACUGCUGGCACGUCCACAACUCAACCAGACGUGCCUGCGGAAACGGACAGCAAACCGAAGGCGAAGAGGACGCGUUCGGCCACUACCGAUGAUGCAGCACCCAAGCCGGCUUCCAAAAGAACAAAGAAAAGCCAAACUACCGAUGAUAAAGUUGACAGUGAUAUAAACACCCAAACUGGUACGCAAGAUAGCGACAAUGCGAAGGGGAAGCGUUCGGCCACUACCACCCAAGAUGAUGGUGCAGCGCCCAAGCCAGCUUCCGCAAAAACGAAGAGCCAAACCGUUGAUGACAAGGCCAAAGAUGCUGUAGACACACAGGGUGCUACCCCAGAUAGCGGCGAAAAAGACGAUGCUCAACCCGCAGUGGAUGACAAGAAGAUGGUCACUGUCUUGAAACGUGGCGCAGCGCCCGUCGAUGCCAUGUCCGGGUGUGUCAAUACGCAUCAAGUAUAUUCCAACACAGAGGGAGUUUGGGACGCAAUGUUGAACCAAACAGAUGUCAGUGGAAACCAAAACAAGAACAAAUUCUAUGUUAUUCAACUUCUGCACCCAAUUGGAAACAAUAACACUUGCACUUUGUUCACUCGUUGGGGUCGUGUCGGGGAGAAUGGUCAAACACAGACCAAGGGCCCUUUCUCUUCUUCGACAGCGGUCAACGAAUUCAAGAAGCAAUUCAGAUCUAAGACCGCUGUUGCCUGGGAACAGAGGGUUGGCAUGGUUCCUAAACCAGGGAAAUAUACAUGGCUUGAACGAGAUUAUGGCGACGAAGAAUCCAAAGAUGACGACCAGAAGGCUGCAAAAGACGAAGUUAUUAUCCCCGAUUCGAAACUUCCAUCCGAGAUUCAAGAACUAUGUAAUUUGCUGUUUUCUACGAGUAUCAUCGAUGCCCAUCUCUCGUCCAUGAACUACGAUGCCAGAAAAUUGCCAUUAGGAAAACUGGCGAAGUCUACGAUCUUGAGCGGAUUCUCUGCCCUCAAGACUCUCGCAGAUGUGAUCCAAAAUCCUACUGGUCCUACUGCUACUCAAUAUGGCGGAAUGCGUCGAGCAUGCGAGCAGCUCAGCAGCGCUUACUACUCUGUCAUUCCUCACGACUUCGGUCGAAACAGGCCUGUUGUUAUCGAUAAUGAGAUAGCUCUCAAAAAGGAACUGGACCUUGUUGAUGCUCUUGGAGACAUGGAAAUUGCAUCCAAGUUGAUAUCAUCGACAAGCACAUUGGAUGCGGAUGGCAACCCCAUCAAUCCCAUCGACUCCCACUUCCGUUCCCUGGGCCUCACAAGCAUGGAACCCGUUCCUAAGGAUUCUGCUGAGUUCAAUAGCCUAGUUCAAUACGCACGGGAUACGCACGGCGCCACCCACAGAUACACAGUGAAUGUGCGCCACGCAUACCGCGUUGAAAGGGACUCUGAAACACAGGCUUGGAAUUCGAAGAACUUUUCAAGUGUGGCCUCUGGGGAGCGUCUUCUUUUAUGGCAUGGUUCCAGAACGACCAACUUUGCAGGUAUUCUUAAGCAAGGGCUUCGUAUUGCUCCUCCUGAAGCUCCUGUCACUGGAUAUAUGUUCGGAAAAGGGGUUUACUUUGCCGACAUGAUGAGCAAGUCUGCAAACUAUUGCUACGCAUACUUGAGCAAUAACACCGGGCUCCUCCUUCUGUGCGAGGUGUUGGUCAAACCUUUCCAUGAACUUACCAAUGCUAGCUACCACGCCGAUCAAGAGUGCAAGAAGGCUGGAAAGAUGGCUACCAAGGGUCUCGGACGCACUCAACCUGGAGCGUGGAAAGACGCAGGGGCAGCAUUGAACCACCCCGAGCUGUCUGGAUGCGAAAUGCCCUCUGGUCCUGGCAAAGACGUCACUGGAAUUCCAGGGAUCUGCCUACAGUACAACGAGUAUAUUGUAUACGAUCCCUCUCAGAUACGCCUUCGUUAUCUUCUGAUGGUUGAUAUGUAG